Messenger RNA from Neurospora crassa OR74A, 889 nucleotides. RefSeq lists its product as hypothetical. Lineage: Eukaryota; Fungi; Ascomycota; Sordariomycetes; Sordariales; Sordariaceae. The transcript has a single exon. The record is from RefSeq and is a predicted model, not a curated record. Bases 35 to 787 code for a protein of 250 amino acids.
CAAACCCAACCUCGAGGCCACAAAUCAUUCCACAAUGUCCGCACAAUCCCCCAAGCGCUCCACGCAGCCAAUGCAGCCCAACCAGGCCACGGCCUCACAAAUCCACGCUGACCAAGGCCCCUCCAAACGCAAGGCAAUGGAACAACCUCAAGACGGCCGGCGCCCAGCACUACCCGGUACUCUUCCCUUCAUGUGGAACCUACCUACCACACCUUCUCUCCCCAUCUUCAACGCCGACUCGACUCCCGUCAUGUCUGAUGACGAGUAUGAACACGAACUUGAGCUCGAGAACGACGAGAUCAUAGACGAACUUCAAGAGGCCCAGGAGCAGCUGCAUGAAGCAAAGAAGAAGAUUGCUGCCCUUGAGAAACGUUUGAGGACCUACCAAGUCAUUGUUCUCCUGAUGGACUACAAGACCACAGAAAUUGCCGAGGAGUCUGGAAACGAAAAGAGUACACCUGAGCGUGAGGCGGAGGCUCUCAGGGCCAUGUACGAAGAAAAAGAAGAGGACAACCACAAGGACGAUGACGAGGACAAGAUUGAGACCUUUCGUGCGGUCUUUAAGGAUAUCGAAUGGGCAGUGGAGGAACAUCACAGACUCGUGGAUCAGGCCCUUAAGGAGAUUGAGAGUGGGCGCACUGGACCGGCGGGCAGAUCUGCUGGCUACAAGCCAGGGCAACUUCCCCUGUAUAUAUUGGACAAGUCUCAUUGCACUCUUGGGGUCGAUGUUGAUGUGCUGAAGGACCUCUUUGAAGAGAUUGUGGAGCAGGUAGGGCUUAGGGAGUAGUUUGUCAUGCUAUGGUCUGGCCUGUGUUUCUGGAAGAGAAGGUCUGCUGUUAGAGGCAUCAAAACACCUCGACAAGUUGAAAUGCUUGUUGGUCACUCGUUC